This is a messenger RNA of Exophiala oligosperma, 3371 nucleotides long. RefSeq lists its product as uncharacterized. Gene Ontology annotation, molecular function: chromatin binding; methyltransferase activity. Gene Ontology annotation, cellular component: nucleus. The transcript is spliced from 2 exons. Bases 1 to 3099 code for a protein of 1032 amino acids. Lineage: Eukaryota; Fungi; Ascomycota; Eurotiomycetes; Chaetothyriales; Herpotrichiellaceae. The record is from RefSeq and is a predicted model, not a curated record.
AUGCCACCUUUGCAUUCCUUCUUUUCCGAUGUUGAAGAUGCGGAAGUGAUUGAGAUCUCGGACAGCGAUGACGAGAAGAUCCUCGCCGAUGAACAAACUCAGUCUAGCCUCACAGCGACUUUGAAGGAUUUCUCACCAGAGUCGAAUUUGUCAGAUGACGAGAUAUUGGGGCCUCUCACUCGGUCGCAAUCAGCGAAAACGUACAACGGGGGAGACACAAGGUCGACCGACUCUUCAGAUGAUACGCUUGAAGGACUGUGUGAGGCACUUGCGGACGAACUUUACCAACUUGAGAGUCCUGAGGACCUGGCCCUUCUGUACCCUCGAAAAUUCUCAACUUGGAGCAGUCUGCCGCCAUGCACACCGGAGGAUGAUGCUUUGAGUGAGUUGAUCACAAUAGACAAACAAAACAGGAUGAAUGACGACGACGGUGACUUUGAUGAGUUUUAUUUAGAAGAUUUCUACGUCUACCGUUCUCCGGAACAGCCAUCCGGGUUCAAAGGACAGUAUGAAAACUUAGUGACGGUGCAGACCUCUUGCAAAACCGAGGUCUUCUUAGUGGAUGGAACUCUGGUACACAACGGCAUCCGUCGACAUAUAAGAUGCGCCGAGAUAUCUGCUGUGUCAUUUGGGCAGCUUGAGAAGCUAGAAACUUCCACCACAGAAUAUGACAUCUGGAUCAAUACUUCUAUCUCCGCGCAGAAGAAGUACUGGUAUCGACUUCGUAAGCCAGUUCCAGGAUACAGAGAAUAUUGGAGAGACUUUCUGUGGGUCUCUGAUCUCAGCAAGCACGUUCUCGACUUCCUCAAAAGCAGCGACAAUGGUGUAAGACUAGGGGAUUUCGAGAAAGCCUUCUGGCGAUGGCUAAGUCGUCAACACGGCGACACUGUAUCUUCGUGGCAUGCUCAGUGUGGCAAGAAGGAGGAUCUCCGACCUUGGCUAUGCCAGCACCGCUUCUUCUUAUGGAACACUUUCUAUUGUCUCCACAGUGACCCCGACGUUGUAUCAAAACAUCCACUGUGGAAAGACCUCGGGCUGUUUGACUGUCGUGAUGACAAGCGAAACCAGUCCAAAUCAGAAAAGAGUAUCGUCACUCCCAAUGUCGGCGCCCAAUUUCUUAGGGUCUUUCCACGCUGGCAAGGAUUACAGUUACUACAGGUUGUUGAGCCUUGUCCAGACGUCAGAGCCUAUAGACACCAAAGGGUCCGUGAGUGGAAGUUUCCCCAAAAGUUUUCCUAUCGUCAGAAUGACAAUUUCAGCGGCGACCGAAUCUCCAAAGCCGCCUAUAUCCUCGAGGAAACAAGACCAGGCCAUCAUAUUGUACUGCCACUUAAUGACCUCAAAGGCAAACUUGUCAUCAUCCAACUGGGAAACACCCAACAAUGUGAGUUGCGCUAUGCAUUCGUUCGAUGGACAUCGAACUUGUCCAAGACAAUCAAGGUGAUAUGGGCAGUUUUACCGUCAAGUACGCUCUGUGGCUCUCAGAAAGAUCGCACUGAAUACCCUAUUGGUAAUGAACUAUUUUUUACCGAUGAAUGUAACUGCGAAGAAAUUCCAGUCGCAAAUGUUGUCAGGACAGUUAAUGUCAGUGCCUUUACAGAUCACGCGAAGGAGAGUGAGGAUGCGAAACUGUUUAUUCAUACUCUGUAUCGUGAAAAAGAAGAGUGUUUCAUCACCGCCAUCGAGGACGAGCUUGUGUGUCAUUGUCAAAGCCGGAUAAAUAAGAAAAUUGCGCCAUCACGGCUACAUCCAGUCCAGAACAAUAUCGAAUGCCCGAAGAUGAAGGUACUCAGUUUAUUCGCAGGCGGUGGUCUGUGGGAUCACGGCUUCACAUGUUCUGGCUAUGCAGAGAUCGACACCGCCAUUGAGCAUAGCGAGAUGGCUAUGCUAAAUCAUCAAGCAAAUUAUCACCACUCGACGGAGACCCAAUACAAACUUGACUCUGUGAAUGCGGUACUCCGAAGAAUCCUAACAGGGGACGAGCCUAUCAAACACAUGGAUUGCCUCAUUGCCGGCUGUCCCUGUCAAGGAUUUAGCGGUCUGAACAGACAUCCUGACUCAGAAGGUUCUCUGAGAAAUUGCUCACUGCUUGCCACGACACUGUCGUGGAUUGAGACAUUCAUGCCUGCUUAUGCGAUUAUUGAGAACCUCCCCAGAAUGAUGGAGAACAGAAGUCCCAAUGAAGGCAAGCAAGCCGUAUGUCACCUGGUGGCACUAGGGUAUCAGGUUCGCACAAAGGUUUGCGAGGUAGCCAAAUUCGGUGGGGCAUCAAAGCGGAAGCGACUCAUUAUCAUCGCUGCUGCACCGGGGGCGGUUCUGCCAGUAUCAAUAGACGAGACCUCAGACCCGAGAGCGUGCGCGGUGACCAUGGCUGAUCUACCACCGGUUCAUGAUGAUGUCACUAUCAACAUCCUGGAUCCAUACCACGUUCCAAUCUCUCGACUCAAAGUGUCCCUACAGGACGAAGUCAGCUUAAGGAAUGUCGUUCAACGUAUCCCGACGAGCCCGAGUGGAAUGUCUCUGAGUAAAGCCUAUUACCAUGGCCAUUUGACGCCCUCACAGAACAAGUGGUUUCGAACUCUCAACGACAACCACCAAGCCAAAAACUCCAGUCGCUACAGAAGGAUCGACCCAGACAAGCCGUUUCCAACCAUUUGCACCAAAAUUGCGCCCGACAGUUCGGCGAAUGGAGAAAUGAUGCACCCCUUUGAACAUCGAACGAUUUCACUUCGAGAGGCGAUGCGGGCUAUGGAUCUCCCCAAGAAUUUCUUGUUGAUCGGGACAGUCGCUCAACAAUAUGGGGUCCUCGGGAAUGGGGUCCCCUAUUCAUUGGGGGCGAUGUUAGGUCGAGUGGUUGGCAAAUGCUGGAGAGCGACUUUGGGUCGGGGAGCAGGCCCUCCUGCUUCCACGCGCAACAAAGAGAGCCAGACCUCUGUGCAGCUUGGAUUGAGCGUUACCGUUCCAAACAUCGCACCUCGACGACACAAACGGGCAAUCGUUCUGGACGAAGAAGACGAGAAGAGUGAUGGGAACGUGUCUUCCACUUCGGAUGUUGUUUUUCUAGAGGCCAAACCAGUAAAGAAGAACCGCCUGGAGUGAGUUAUGAUAUUCGUGACCGCGAUGUGGUUUGAUAUGAAUUCCUGUAAAGUGGCGAAGAAUGGACACCGAAGAAGGAAAUGGAAAAAGGGCCUGAGAUUUCUUUCCCACGCACAGGUAUCCCGUGAUUCCAUGAUAUCUCACUCUCGACUUUUCCUUCUUCACGCGCAGCUAUCUUGUGAUUCCCAUUUGACUCACCUGGUCCAUGAAGAGCAAAAGAAGAGAGUCUCGCGAUCGAGGACGAGAUUCGAAAUCCCUAGAAGGUGAAAAUUGAC